GUGCAUAAGAAAAGGAAAAAAGUGUUAACACCCCUCCUAAUCAUUGUCGUUUUUAUUUUUAUGCUUUUGAAAAUACUUAGGCCUAUACCUUCCUUGUAUAAUUUUGAAGCCGUUUCUUUUUUCUUCUUCAAAAAAUUGCGACAAACAGUUGUUGAAACUUGAAAGUAGGGUUUUUUAAUUUUUAAUUUUUAAUUUUUAUUUUCUAUUUACUAUUUUAAUUUUUUUUGGCGCCAAUCUCUCUCUUAACAAAAGCACUGACACACUUUAUUGCACGCACUCUCUCUCUCUCAUCAAUGGCGAGGAGACGAAGGGUCCCGGAUGUCCUAUGGAAGGCAUACCGCAACCGCGCUCGUACACUUGCCGACACGAUCAUAUCAUUGAUUCCGCCGUCGCCGCCUCCGCCUGGUUCAGAUUGCCGUUGCAAUGGGAGGCGAUGCCUAGGUUGCAGCGGCGGAGACGCCAUGUCAUUCCUCCUCAGACCCAAUGAUCCCGCCGAUUAUCGCAAGCUCUUAUCCCAAUGCUUCGUCGUCGUCUCCGAAGAUGCGCCUCCGAUAACAGUCUUCAAUCCUCAACGUCGCUGGUCCCAGCACGAGAUUGUCAGAAGGACAAUUGAAAUGAUAAUGCGUGAGAAACUUGAAUCCCCUAAUGUAAUAUGCAUUGGUUAUGACAAGCAUAGCCAUUCUAGCCCCAUUGUAGAGCUUCUAACAUGUGCAUCAUGGGGCCUUCUCUUAAGAAGGGUUGGUGAUGCUGUCAUGUUUCAUUUGCUAAAGAAUACUUCAGUCUUUUUGCCUGUUCCUCGUAAAAAACACCAUCAGGUAGCAGGUUCUUCCAUCAGUAAUUUAUUCUUCAAGUUCUCAAAGGAUGGAUCAGAGUCAAAAUAUCAGCAUCCUUCAUUUGUCCUUGGAUUUGGAAGAAAGAGGAAAAGAGUUGAUGAAGUUGACUCAAUAUCAGAGAGAGAGCAUUUCAGUUGUUCUUUUGAUGUUCAUGUUCCCUCUAGUUCCAUUAACUGUUUUGGCUGUACUGGUCAGAGUUAUUCAAAUCAAAUCAGCGGACACUGCAGGAAAAAGCACUGUCAGAAGAAUUUAUCUGAAGAGGCUAUUAGAACCGGUGAUGCCAAUAAUGAAGUUGAUCAAAAGCUGAAACAACAUGGAUCAUCAAACCAGAUUACAGGAAAGCCUAAAAAGCGUGAGAGACAGUAUAGUUGGCAGCGCAACAGAAAGCGUAGGCAAUUGAAUUCCCAAGAAACUUAUUCUCUGAUACCUUGCACAAAAAAUCUCAACAAUAAUGAUAGCUUAGCUGGGAGGCUUCAGAAUGGCUUUAAGACAAGCUUAACUCUUCAAACUAAAAAGAUGCCAUUGCAGUGCUCUUGCUGUUUGAUGUUGCAAACUCUCCGAAGAGUCACUAAAGGAGCUGAGAUUAAUGGGCGAUCUCUGUUCUAUAUGUCGGAAUCCUCUUCAUCAGUUUUCCCAAGGAUACACCUAUUAAAUUCUUUGAGGCUGGAUUUCUCUGGUGCAAAUGUUCUCUUCAAUGAUAUCUUUUGUUUAUCUUCUGCGGACGUCAGUGCUUGGCCAAUGCAAUGCGCCCACAGUAGUAAUUGUCUGAUUAACUCUACCUGCCUAUAUCACUCAAUCAUUAAGUCACUCAAAAUUCUUAUACGCAAGGCUCGCUAUGGCAAGCAUUUGAAGUUAUUAGACAGGCAUUGUGCAACUCCAUCUCAGGAUCAAAAUGCUAGUGGACAUGUUGGCUCCAUUUUUGAGGGUAAUGAAUCUGUGAGAAAAUCACUUGAGAAUGGACAAUAUGGGGUUCACCUGGAAGGCAAGUUGCCGUUUGAAAAUUUGCAUGGUUUUGAUUCUACAAUUUGCGAUGGAACUCCAGAAAUGACUGAUCAUCAGUUUAAUCCAAGUAAGUCUUAUUGCCAAAAAAAGCAGGUGGUGUCUUUUAUAUGGGCAGUUUGUAGGAGUAUAGUUCCUCCGGAUAUGCUCGGAACUUCUUCUAAUUGGAGAAUCUUAAGGAAAAAUAUUUUUAGGUUUAUCAGCUUACGAAGAUUCGAGAAAUUCUCUGUAAAACAAUGUAUGCAUAAGUUGAAAACAUCAAGGUUUCCAUUUCUAUCAAAUAAACAUUCUUCAUGUUGCUUGAGUGAUCAUGUUUUGAACAAUGGAAAAGGAGGAUGCAGCAAAGUGAAUGAUGACAUGCAUGCAGUGAAGCGUAAAAUCCUAGAAAGCUGGAUCCUUUGGUUCUUUUCUUGUCUCGUGGUGCCCUUGGUGCGAGCCAACUUCUAUGUGACUGAAAGUGAACAUGGUAAACAAGAUGCAUUUUAUUAUCGGAAGUCAAUUUGGGAGAAGCUGAUGAACAGAGUUGUCACUUGCUUUAAAAAACAGAGCUAUCAUUUAUUAAACAAUGAGUAUGUUAGAAAAGUUAUAAGAAACAGAUCAUUUGGUUUUUCAAGGGUCAGACUUCUUCCAAAAGGAAAUGAAGUAAGGGCACUAGCAAAUCUUAAAGCGGCAUCAAGAAUACCAGCUAAAGGAUCUUCUUUCAAUGUUCGAUCUUUUGGGCUGAAGAGAAAGGAUCCUUUUUAUAAAAAGAAUACUAUCUAUGAGUAUUUCAAGUCUGUAAAUGGUGUCCUUCAUGAUUUGCAUGCUGUCUUAAAAGGUUUACAGAUGAAAGAACCAGGGAAAUUAGGCUCAUCAGUAUUCAAUUAUAAUGAUGUGUACAGAAAGCUAUGCCCUUUCUUUUCUGUGCUGAAGAGUGGAUCGAAUACUGUGCCUAGUGUUUUUUUUGUCGUAGCUGAUGUAUCAAAAGCUUUUGAUUCUGUUAAUCAGGAUAAGCUGCUUAGCGUAAUGAAGAAUGUCAUACCGAAUGGUCAAUAUCUUCUGAAAAAGUCUCAUCAUGUUGUCUGUGGGAAGAAAUCAUUGUGGGUUCAACAGAAGCUAAUAUCAAUGAACCAAGAUACCAGUGCUGGAUCUACAAAUUUCACAAAUUCUAGUUGUAGUUCUUCAUUGCACUGCGUCAUUGUUGACCAGGAGUGGAGCAGAAUUACAAGGAAAGAAGAGCUUUAUUUUAAACUAUAUCAGCAUGUGAAGCACAAUGUGUUGCAAUUAGAUAGAAAGUUUUUUCUGCAAGAUGUCGGUAUAUCCCAGGGAAGUAUUUUAUCUUCUCUGCUCUGCUCAUUUUACUUGGGACAUUUGGAAAAGAAUUUAAUAUUUCCAUUGCUUGGGAAGGCUAGUGAACCUGCCACUGAAGAUUUAUCAGUGAGAGAGAGUAAUAGUGAUGCUUUUGGGAGGAGUGAAGAUGAAAUCAUUUCAUUGUCUUCUAAAUCACUGCUACUUAGGUUUAUUGACGACUUCCUUUUUGUCUCUACCUCAAGGGAACAGGCUUCUCAGUUCUUAUCCAGAUUGCAAGGAGGAUUCAGUGAAUACAACUGCUACAUGAAUGAGAAAAAAUUUGGCCUGAAUUUUGAUAUUGGCCAGAUGUCUGGGCUUACAUCGAACAGGGUUUGUGUGGGAGAAGAUGAUGUCUCAUUUCUUCAAUGGAGUGGUUUGCUUAUCAACUGCUGCACAUUAGAAGUUCAGGCUGACUACACAAGGUAUCUUAAUACACAUCUAAGGUCAACUCUUACUGUGUGCUGGCAAGGGAAACCCGGUCGCUGUUUGAAGGCAAAGUUAUGUGAUUACCUGCGACCUAAAUGCCAUCCCAUAUUCUACGAUUCAAAUAUCAAUUCAGCUGGAGUUGUCAGAUUAAAUAUUUAUCAAGCUUUUUUGCUAUGUGCAAUGAAGUUCCAUUGUUAUGUCUGUGACUUGUCAAACACCUGCAGGCUUAGCGUGAAAACAUAUGUACAAUAUAUUGAGAAGUCUAUAAGAUAUAUGCACAAGCUCAUAAAGAGAAGGAUGCAUUCUGUGAAAAUCGAUUCUAAUUUCCAUCCAAUUCUCCAAGUGGAGAAGGAAGAGAUUGUAUGGCUUGGAUUUUUCGCUUACAUCCGAGUAUUGAAGAGAAAACAAUCACGACACAAGGAGUUGCUAUCCUUUUUGCAGUCUAUAUUGAGGGCACAUGAAAAGGGAAAAGGCGAGUCAUCUGCGCUGCAGUAUGCAAUCAAUGAUUCACAUUCCUCUCUACUUUGGAAAAUCAAGUAUUAGGUCCUUGAAAGGUAUGACAGUGUGGUUGAUUGACCUGUUUAUUUUGUGUUUCUACUUUUGGAAGAAGAAUCCUUGCUUGGGUAUACCCUUUCUGUUGGGUGCCUAUAGAUUUAUCUGUAAACUUUUAAGUGAAAAUGUGUCGAUCAUUACAAUGCCAUAACAAAGAAGUUUAACUACAAUUCAUGAAUUAUAGUUUUGGGGUAAAAAAUAAUAA
Messenger RNA from Cornus florida, 4344 nucleotides. Its product is annotated as telomerase reverse transcriptase. The record is from RefSeq and is a predicted model, not a curated record. Gene Ontology annotation, cellular component: telomerase catalytic core complex. Bases 294 to 4130 code for a protein of 1278 amino acids. Lineage: Eukaryota; Viridiplantae; Streptophyta; Magnoliopsida; Cornales; Cornaceae. Gene Ontology annotation, molecular function: telomeric repeat DNA binding; telomerase RNA binding. Gene Ontology annotation, biological process: telomere maintenance via telomerase. The transcript has 12 exons.